UUUCAAUGUCAGUCAAUCCAUCAAGAUCACAUUUUCAGCAAUGACAGUGACAAGAGUGAAGAUAGUUCAAGUCCCAAGAGACAACGCCUUUCUCAUUCAGUCUUUGACUAUACAACGGCAUCAUCAACCGCAUCACCAACAAUGCAACCAUGGGAGAUGGCAUCAAAUAGGCAUCCUCCCUUGGCUCGGUCCAACCAACAUCACUUCUCCAGGGAACGCUGCAGUACACCUGCACAAAGUAGGAGGAGUCCUCCUGUUCGCCAUCAGAGAGCAAGAAGAGAUCGUCUGUCUCGACACAAUUCUGUUAGCCAAGAUGAAAAUUAUCACCAUCUCUCCUAUGAACAGCAGCAAGCAAUAGAAGAGCCCCAAGCCUUUAACCCUCCAAAUAUAUCCCAUCAUAUUUUUCACCCAGCUGGUCACUCGCCACAGCAGAACACAGUGAUGGUUGACAUUCAUGAUCAGAUCCAUCAGGGUGCAGUCCCUGUCUCAUACACGGUGACAACGGUGGCGCCACAUGGAAUUCCACUUUGUACAGCCCAGCAUAUACCACCCUGCAGCACACAAGUCCCAGGUUGUUCUGUGGUAUUCAGUGGACAGCACCUUCCUAUCUGUAGUGUGCCUCCUCCAAUGCUUCAGGCGUGCUCAGUCCAACAUCUACCAGUACCAUAUGCAACGUUCCCACCUCUGAUUUCAAAUGACCCAUUCCUUUUGCAUCCUCCUCACCUCUCUCCACAUCAUCCUUCUCAUCUGCCACGUCCAGGACAAUUUGUUCCUUUCCAAGCACAGCAGUCACGUUCACCACUUCAAAGGAUAGAGAAUGAAGUAGAGCUGCUUGGAGAACAUCUUCCUAUAGGAAGCUUUACCUACUCUCCAUCAACUCAUCCACCAACAUUGACUUCCUCAGGUUCUAUCCAACUCUUAACCCAUGAUCCUUUACAUCAAGAGGUUUCAUUUGGAAUAGUUGUUAAAGUCCCCCAGUAG
Neopelma chrysocephalum (saffron-crested tyrant-manakin) is the source of this 981-nucleotide messenger RNA. Its product is annotated as E3 ubiquitin-protein ligase RNF38-like. Bases 142 to 981 code for a protein of 279 amino acids. Lineage: Eukaryota; Metazoa; Chordata; Aves; Passeriformes; Pipridae. The record is from RefSeq and is a predicted model, not a curated record. The transcript is spliced from 7 exons.